CAGGCCAUCUGGGUGCAUUACACUCUGAUAUAAACAAAUCACUCUACUGUCACCCCUGUGCCUCACUCUUACCCUUUUCCUGUUUUAUUAUUUCCUCAAGCACCCAUGAAUGCUUCACCUAACCACAUAUUAUUUUUGCUGUUGUUUUCUAAUAAUGUAUAGUUACAUCAAUGUAUCGUAUAGUUAAGGGUCAUUCCAUUAAGUACAAAGUCAUUGAAAAUGAUUCCAUAUGAUUGUGCAUAUAACAUACAUCUGAACACCAUCAGGCACACUGCUCCACUACCUCGAGGGCCACAGGUGGCAGUGCUCCUGUGGACGAGAUUAACACAGAUUAAGCUAAUUAGACCUGACGUUCCUCCUAAGGUAACCUUCAGUCCAGGAGACGCAAGCCAGCAAAAGGAUGCACUCACAUUGGCAGCAAACCGACUGGAAUUUUACCGGAGUUAGUUACAUCAGAAUGGAUAAAGUCAUCUGAGUCACCUUAGCUCAGUCCUGGCUGACAUCAUGAGUGAUGAAGGCCCGUCACCGAGGCACGGCCCGCCGCAGGCCCUGUCAUCGGGGAGCGGCCGCACCAACAUGACGGCGUGGCGGCAGCCGUACUUGCACGAGCCCAUCUCCUCCAAGCACGUGUGCUUCUACAAGAGCGGCGACACGCAGUUCAGCGGCCUGCCCGUGGUGAUCAACAACCGCACCUUCAAGACGUUUGAGUCCUUACUGGACAGCCUGUCGCGACGCGUGCCUUUACCGUUCGGCGUGCGCCACAUCACUACGCCGCGCGGCCACACCACCGUGCGCUCCCUCGACCAGCUGCACCAUGGGCACUCGUACAUCUGCUCGGACCAGCGCACGGUCAAGCCCGUGGACCUGGAGCGCGCCCGCAGGAGGCCGCCACCCUGGUACCACGCGCGCCCGGCCAGCGGGCCCCGGCGCAAGGCGCUUACCAAGCAGAGGGUGGAGAUCCGGCCCAGGAGACGCCGGCACGGCCGCGGGUCCACGCCACACCUGCUCAGCACGCCCAAGAGACUGGUGGUGUUCCGCAACGGUGAACCCGAGGAGAAGCACACGCUGCUGCUCCAGAAGAGGAACGCUCGCUCCUUCGAGGCCCUCUUGGACUAUGUGUCUGAGGUCAUGCACUUUCCUGUGGUGAAACUCUACAUGCCUGACGGGCGCAGGGUGGAUGGUCUUCCGGCUCUGAUCUUGUGCUUUGGGGUAUUGGUGGCGGCAGGCCGAGAGCCAUUUAAAGCAGGAUACUAUGACAUCCAGAGGCCCACUGCUCCAACAUGGCUGCCGGCCAAAAGAGCUGGAACCAAAUGGGUGCAUCCCUCUCGCCGGAAAAAGAAAUCAGGUUCCAGCAGCCUGAAGUCUCGCAUCUUCUCGCCGUCCUCGGAGCGCUUCUUCGUGAACCAGAUCCAUCACAGCGCGGCAGGGAGUGGGGGAGAGGGAUGACUUUCCCCAGCGUCGCCGCCGGCUCAGAGGAGAUGGAGAACAGUAAUGCUCUGUGCUCCUUGGCUGGAACCGACAUACUGACAUACGGAGAAGGCACAGGCGAUGCCCAGGCACUUCCUGAUGAUGACAUUGAAAAGUCCUUCCGUGUCAAUCAGGAUGGCAGCAUGACGGUAGAGAUGAAGGUCCGCCUGACCAUCAAAGAAGAGGAGACGGUUUCAUUGGACGACAACCCUGAGUAGGUCUGCAGUAACCAAUCAAAUGAGGGAAUCUAGCGACACUGGUUUACUAGACUCCUCCCACCUCCCUUUGGACACUGACCAUGACCCUGAGGUUGCUGCCAUGGAAACCAGUGAUUGGAGUCAAGAUUUCCCCCCUCCAAUGAAGAAUGAUGUAACUGAAGAUUCUGACCAAGUGGAGGAAGAGAAACAACAGGGGGGAAGUGCACAGGUUCUCAGUCCCCUUGCCCGCCGAGUGCCCACCCCCGGUCCGCGCAAGGUCAGGCAGAUGCGAGCAUCAUCAGUGGAGGAUGUCGUCCAGCAGGGGCCGGAGGCUGAGGUUCAGGAGGACAGGGUGGGCUCCUACUCAUACAGGGAAGAGAAACAGGAGUACUGCAUGGUGCGGCAGACAAGCAGUAGGCCUGUGCCCAAACCUCGGAGUACAAACGUUUCAGAGACUAACAAAGCCAUAAACUCCAGCACAAGUGUGCAGUCCCAAUACAAGUCCGCUGAGGUUCUCCAGGUCGGGGACAGUGGACAGGAGAUCAGGGAGACUGUGGUGCACAUUUAUGAGCAGCAGACCUGCCAGGACAACUUUCUUGCCAACACACAGCUGCGAGUUCAGGGAGUAUCGACGUACAGCCCACUGUAUAACCGCCCUGCUUCCGCAGGUACUGUGAGAAAUCUCCAAUCAUCCAGCAUGGACUGGGAGUCUGAGCAGAACCGCUACAUUGCUAGAAAGUUAAAUGGCAGAGGGAAGCCGGCAGACAACCUCUCAAUGUCAUCAAACCUCAACACACCCCCUUGCCCAAACAUCAGUUGGUACUGAUAACUGUUCUACUGCAGUCUUAGGAGAGAAGAUGUCUGAUUCAAAUCAACAAACUCCAGAGAACAAUGGAGAUCCCCAGAGCCUAACCAGGAAAAGGAAACCUGUUACAUGGGUGUUCAAAAAGAACAGUCACGUUUUUCAAAGUACAACGUCUGAGAAAAAACGUAGGGAACACAUAGCAGAAAUUCUGAGAGGAAUUCGUAAAAGAAGAAAUAAUAAUCCAGGCACUUCAGUGGGACCUGUGAAAAUUGCAGAGCGCCUCAGAGCCAAAAACUGCUCAAAAGCUGCUCAAAAAAAGACAAAAAAUGAGGGCAGCUGAAUAUGAUGUGCCUGUGUCUGACAAGAGCUCUCCGCAGCCUGCAGAAAUCAUCACACAAGCAAAAGAAAAUCACAAUGAGCUAUCAAAGGUGAAAGAGGCAGUCACAGAAGAUAAGAAAGCUGAAAAAAGUGAGACCCCGAAUGUUCCGCAAAAGAGCAAUGCUCUGGAAGUUGAGGGGCUUCAAGGCAAAGCAGUUCUAAUUCGCCAGACAUCCAUGCAUGAGGAUAGGCGAACCACACGGGUGACGGCUGAGAUGAGUGAGAGCGUCUCUCUGCCUGCCCUCACUCCCUCGUCUUCCAUGAUAAACGAGUAUGUGGAGCAGUGGCUGCUGACGAGCCACCACGAUGCUCUCUCAGACAUGGAGGAGGACCCGCCCUGUAGCAUUGGGCUCAAUUCAGAGUCUGCCUCUCAAACAGG
This is a messenger RNA of Clupea harengus (Atlantic herring), 3226 nucleotides long. Its product is annotated as RP1 axonemal microtubule associated. The record is from RefSeq and is a predicted model, not a curated record. Gene Ontology annotation, biological process: intracellular signal transduction; photoreceptor cell development; retina development in camera-type eye. Lineage: Eukaryota; Metazoa; Chordata; Actinopteri; Clupeiformes; Clupeidae. Gene Ontology annotation, cellular component: axoneme.